GGCAUUCUGUGUCGCGCAACACAAGUUAUCUGGUGCCAACACUUGAUCUCUCUUUAAUUAACUUUCUUGCUGUGCGUGGAAAGUUUGCCGGAACCGCAAUCUCCUCCAGCCGUUGCGGCAUCUCUGUCGGGUAGUCGUCAAGUGCGGAGAUUGUGUCAUAACGCAUGAUGGAAAUAUUAUCAUUGCCGCGAGAUAAUUGCAGUGGUGCGUCACAGGAGUUGAGAGCGGAUUUCCGCUAAUUUGCACUGCAAAUACGCUGAUUGUAGAUCAAAUGUGGUGAAGUGUGUUAAUUAAUUGCGGAUCAGCAUUUCAAUUACGGUGAUUUUCGCGUCAAAUCUGCGCGGGUGAAGAUGACGAGUCAACGAACUCCGCCGCACAGCCCGAAAGCGCCGAAGAUCCAGCAACAAUCUUGGGAUGACUGCAACACGCCGCCCAUCGACAUCUUCGAUCCCAACCACUCAUCACCCCCACAAUCGCCAUCUUUCGCUUACGAGCCGCCGCCCAAGAGCCCCAAGUCACCGAGAAAACUGCCCAGUCCGGGAGUAGGAUGCAAAUUCGACUAUCCCGAUGCCAAGAGUCCCACCGGCAGCGUCCAUCGCUCGGGUUACAGUACAGCGCACUGCUCCAGCUACAAUUAUGAGGUACCACCAUCGCCGCGAGGGCCCUCGAAGUCGCGCAAGUUUAUCUACGACGCCGUGAGUCCCAUAUACGACUGCAAAAGCAGAAAAUUUGAUUUCGCUGCCGAACCCUUGUCACUGGAGGACGCCAAUUUGAAUUGCUUCGACGGCAGCAGCACGAGUAGUGGAGGCGGAGCGCCGCCCCAAUCGCCGGCGGCGCUCUAUCGUCGCCACAACGGCGCGCGGAGCAAGAACUACCCCAUGAGGGUGUUCGACGUGAAGGGCGGCGGCGAAAAUGGCACGGACUACAAGUAUGAUGUGAAGCGUCACUCUGUCGUCACGGAGUCCACGCUAUCCGGGGAGUCGGAGCUGAGCACGGCCACGACGGCCGUCUGCAGCAGCAGCGAUCGCGGCCGCAGCAUCACGAAGAGUGAAUGCAGUGCUCUCACGGAUGACACGAGCGCCACGAGCAAGAUGGGCACUUCUGACGCCACCGCGUCCAGGCACAAUUCCACCGAGGAGCAAAAGACAGUCCAGACUGAUAUGCACCACAGAAGGGGCAACGUGAAGCGGCGCUACGCCAUCAACAUCACCCCAAAUCCCGGAUAUCAGGCCAUUCACAAGUCCCACUUCAUGCUGGAUCGCACCUGCUCCGACAGCGUUGUCUCCCAGCGCUGUCGGAAGUCCACCAGCGACCUGACUGACGCCUCUCUGGAAGCCGAAACUUCCGUGAGCUCUGUCCCGAGACGCCGCGGCAGCUCCAAGGGCGGCCUGGCUUACCUGGCCAGUCGGCGCAGCUCGAGGGAGUCCAUGAAGAGUGCCAUUUCUAAUUCAUCCAUCUUCUCCAACGAGGACAUCGGUCCCCUGGCGUUUCAGGCCACCAGUCGCGGCCGACAGCGACGCACGUCCAACUUCCUGGAGUUGCCUGUUCCGGAUCACAUCCGGCCGAGGGUGUGUUCACUGCCGGAAAGGCCGUACAAUCCGCGCCAGAGUGACGACCUCUAUCGCCUCCGCACGUUCUCCAUCAGCAAGGGAACUGUGGUGAAUUGCGGUGACUCGAUUAUUUCGAGGCGCUCCCGGAGCAACACCAGCGUCAACUCCACCACGAGCAGAGCCAGCGAGAGGUCACCAUUUGAUGGGUCGUGUUGUGGUGGCGGAUACUCGGUAGUCGACUCACUUCCACCCUCGCCAACGGACAGCGAACCACCGCCGCCGCCCAGGUAUCGCGUCGUGAUGCUGGGCGACGCCGGCGUCGGCAAGACUGCCCUCGUGUCGCAAUUCAUGACGUCUGAGUACAUGCACACGUACGACGCGAGCUUGGUAGAUGACGAAUUCGGGGAGAAAACCGUGAGUAUCCUCCUGGACGGUGAGGAGUCCGAGAUGGUGUUCAUUGAUCAUCCCACGUCUGAAAUGAGCGUGGAGAACUCCCUGUCGACUUACGAGCCCCACGGCUGUGUGGUGGUGUAUUCUGUGGUCGCCCGCAGCUCCUUCCGCUGUGCUGAGGAAACUAUCAAUUACCUGUGGCGUGAGAAUGUCAUCAGAGAUAAGGCGGUGAUUCUCGUGGGAAACAAGGCAGAUUUGGCACGUUCCCGUGUUAUAACCACUCAAGAGGGAAAAGCUCUCGCCGCCUCGAGAGACGCCAAAUUCAUUGAGACUUCCAGUGGAAUUCAGCACAAUGUCGACGAAUUGCUGGUGGGAAUCCUCAAGCAGAUUCGUCUGAAGGAGACGCGCGACAAGAAGGCGGCCCAGAGUGCCAGCAAGAUGCGCAAUUCGCGCACGCACAUGUCCCUCCAUCUGGCCAAGGAGAUCCUCCAGAAGAUCUGCCUCAGUGAUAUAAGCAAAUCCAAGAGCUGUGAAAAUCUCCAUGUGUUAUAAGAGGCAAGAAGAGUCGCUCACUUGAGGAACAGAGAGUCUGACAAUCACCGACAAUUGGCGAGAAAGACAAGACAGGAUGCUGAGGAAGUCAUAUUCAAUUAUCUGACGAUCAAUUGAUGCAGAAGCUUUUGAGGCCAAAAUAGAAAAUAGUUAAAUAGCUUAAUUGGAAUGUUUGGCAGAAAAAUUGUUGUUUCAACUUUGUGCAAAACUUAAAGCCAUUUCCUUAUACAGACAAAGUUGUUUUGUCAAUUCAAUGGAACCAAUCACAAUUGAUUUGCAGUUGCAAAUUGCUUCAUCAAUCCAUUCGAUUGUCCUCCAAGAGACCACAGAACACUUGGCCAUUUAUACCUUUGUGACUCAAGAGAAUGCUUUAAAUGUGAUAUGAGAUAUCCUUGUUGUGAAAUCAUCCAUCUACUGCAAUCCUUCGUGACGAUGACCUUUUGUGAAUCCCUCAAAAGUGGUGCAAUUGUGUGUAAGUUCUAAAAGAAGAGAGACAGAGAAAAUGCCCAAACAUUUUCAAAGACAAUUUAUCAAUAAUUUUAACGAUGAAUCUUAAUUCUUGGUAAUAAGUGUAAUUUUAUUGACUUGAGUCAAUGCAAGGAAGAUCCUUUGAUUGUUGUUUUGAUCUUGCAAACAACAUAAAGAGUAGCAGAGCGGCCUAAAAUCCUAGAUUCAAGUUUAGUGCACAAUUUCAGUCAGUCACACAAUAAAAAUAAAAACCAUCAACGUAGAAAGUGAUCCUUGAUUCCUGUACUCCAAAUCUCCAUUGAUAGAAGCAGAAUUAUAACCACGAUGGUGUUUGAAUUCAAUGUUUUGACCGUAAUACAAUUAUAAUCAUUCUAAAUAUUUUACAAGUUAGGAAUUAUUGUGAAACUACUUAGGAAUAAGACUCUGUAUAAUGUCAUCAUGAGGCCUAUUCAGUGACUUUUGUAUGAUAUUCCUCUAAAUUCAGUGAAAUAUUGGUCGCAACUCGUGAUUCUAAUUCACAUCUGUCAAAUAAUGUCUUGAAGGACAAUAGAUUCUCCAGGUUUCCCGUAAUCUCGUCUGUUGCGACCAUAAAUUCUCCGACUUAUCUCUAUAGCGUCUAAACUUACUUCUAUUUUAGAAACCAUACGUUGAUGUAUAGUAAGAAUAAAUAUAGUUAGGACUAAAUGUAAUUUGACUGACAAUCAUUCUUCAUAUCAAAAUUGUUGAUCGUCAUGCGAGAAUUUAAAAUUUUUCUCAACUGUCCUCUGAAUUUCUCAAUGUCAACUGAUUAUUAUUAAGUUCUCCCCACA
Messenger RNA from Phlebotomus argentipes, 3769 nucleotides. RefSeq lists its product as uncharacterized. The transcript has 13 exons. Lineage: Eukaryota; Metazoa; Arthropoda; Insecta; Diptera; Psychodidae. Gene Ontology annotation, molecular function: GTPase activity; GTP binding; calcium channel regulator activity. Gene Ontology annotation, cellular component: plasma membrane. The record is from RefSeq and is a predicted model, not a curated record. The coding region runs from base 351 to 2492 and encodes 713 amino acids.